This is a messenger RNA of Xenopus tropicalis (tropical clawed frog), 2382 nucleotides long. It is a transcript of the gene fbxl7, whose product is annotated as F-box and leucine-rich repeat protein 7. NCBI's taxonomy places the organism in Eukaryota, Metazoa, Chordata, Amphibia, Anura, Pipidae. Gene Ontology annotation, biological process: SCF-dependent proteasomal ubiquitin-dependent protein catabolic process; protein polyubiquitination. The transcript is spliced from 4 exons. The record is from RefSeq and is a predicted model, not a curated record. Bases 526 to 1998 code for a protein of 490 amino acids. Gene Ontology annotation, cellular component: centrosome; SCF ubiquitin ligase complex.
GAACUGGGCUUGACGCUAGCUGUGGGAGGAGAAAAGGAAAAGCUGGGACCUGUGAUCCUCCUACAUUUGUUCAGAGGGUACGGUAAGGCUCCAGCAGGGGCAGGCAGAGUUCCUCAGUGAGUAGGAAAGGGAUGUACUGUGUGUGUUUGCGCUCCCGUUAUUUCUCGCAUCCCCAGCUCAUCCUUAGGGAAGUCAAUUCCUGUGCAUAAAGGAAAGUAGCACAUGGAUCUAAGCGUGCUAUCCCCAGUGUUGCUGUAAUUGCAGGGAUCAUUCAUGGAUGUGACACCCGCCAACCAAUUGUGGAUUAUAAUUUGACGGCUCUGUGGAUGUGAAGUGGCUGUUCUCUGCCAACUGGGAUUUUGAAGUGUUGCUUAGUAUCCAAUGUUGCCCUGCAGAACAGCAGCUUACUGCUUUAUGGCUCCUGUGUAACUGAAAUAAAGGGGGACCUACUCGGGGGAUCUGUGGCUGCCGGACUUGUGGGAAUUAUCGGUGGUUUGGGGAUGAUGAGAGCAUGAAGUCACCAGGAUGGGAGCGAACAAUGGCAAAUACGGCAGUGAGGGCAAAGGCAGCUCAAGCAUCUCAUCCGACGUGAGUUCAAGUACAGAUCACACGCCUACUAAAGCCCUGAAAAAUGUGGCUACCAGUGAAGACUCAGACCUGAGCAUGCGAACACUCAGUACACCAAGUCCUGCACUCAUCUGCCCUCCAACUUUACAUGGAUUUCAGAAUGGAAGAGGAUCUUCCACCUCAUCGUCCUCCAUCACAGGAGAAACUGUUGCAAUUGUUCAUGCGCCACCUCCAACACGACUGACCCAUCCUCUUAUACGAUUGGCCUCAAAGCAUCAGAAAGAGCAUGCAAGCAUUGACAGACUGCCCGAUCAAUGUAUCAUUCAGAUCUUCUCUUACCUUCCUACUAAUCAGCUGUGCCGCUGUGCUAGAGUGUGUCGGCGCUGGUAUAAUAUAGCUUGGGAUCCUCGGCUUUGGAGGACUAUUCGACUGACUGGUGAGACAAUAAAUGUGGACAGGGCUUUAAAGGUGUUGACCCGCAGACUUUGUCAAGAUACACCCAACGUCUGUCUUAUGUUGGAGACAGUAAUUGUAAGUGGCUGCAGGCGGCUCACAGAUAGAGGACUUUAUAUCAUUGCCCAGUGCUGCCCAGAACUGAGAAGACUUGAAGUAUCCAACUGUUACAACAUCUCUAAUGAGGCAAUCUUUGACGUGGUAUCAUUAUGCCCAAACUUGGAGCAUUUAGAUGUAUCAGGUUGUUCUAAAGUUACAUGUAUCAGUCUGACUCGUGAGGCAUCCAUCAAGCUAUCUCCAAUGCAUGGCAAGCAGAUAUCUAUUCGAUACCUGGAUAUGACAGAUUGCUUUGUCCUUGAAGAUGAAGGACUUCACACAAUUGCAGCUCACUGCACCCAACUGACUCAUUUGUACCUGCGCCGUUGCAUUCGCAUUACUGACGAAGGACUGCGAUAUAUUAUGAUAUAUUGCACCUCCAUUAAGGAACUGAGUGUCAGUGACUGCCGUUUUGUGAGCGAUUUUGGCAUGCGCGAGAUUGCAAAGCUGGAGUCACGGCUACGUUAUCUAAGCAUAGCCCACUGUGGCAGGAUAACAGAUGUAGGAAUACGUUACAUUGCCAAAUAUUGCAGCAAGCUGCGCUACCUCAAUGCACGAGGAUGUGAAGGAAUCACAGACCAUGGGGUGGAGUACCUAGCGAAAAAUUGCACAAAACUCAAAUCCUUGGAUAUUGGAAAGUGCCCUCUAGUGUCUGAUAUUGGCUUGGAGUUUUUAGCCUUGAACUGCUUUAACUUAAAGCGCCUCAGCCUUAAAUCUUGUGAGAGUAUCACAGGUCAAGGGCUACAGAUUGUGGCAGCCAACUGCUUUGACCUACAGAUGCUGAACGUACAGGAUUGUGAAGUGUCAGUGGAUGCCCUGCGGUUUGUCAAGCGCCACUGCAAGCGAUGUAUCAUUGAGCAUACUAAUCCUGCAUUUUUCUAAAAGACAAUGUAUUAGAGCAAAGUGCUAGCUAAAAUAUCAAGAUGCAUAUCAUAAAGAAUAAAUAUGCAAAAAUAGUCUUAACUAUGCCUACAGCAAAUUAUCCAUAGGUGGUUCAGCUUUUUUUGUUUAUGGUGUGAUUAAGAAAAAAACAGGAACCUUUUAAUGUAAUUAUUUGUGUCUACAGCCAAAAUAUUUAGCAAGGCAAGCUGUAUGUUGACCGUGCAUUAAUCAUUAAUGCGUAAUAAUUGUGUAUGUGCUACAGGUGAGUGGAAUGAUAUGGGAGCAUUUUUGUACUUCUGGAUAACAGUAUUUUAAAGAAAAUAUCUUUCUCAAUUGUGUACCCUUGUCUGUGAUUAUUCAAAAACAAAAAGUUAUUCCAUUUUA